This is a messenger RNA of Portunus trituberculatus (swimming crab), 1531 nucleotides long. It is a transcript of the gene Snx21, whose product is annotated as sorting nexin-20-like. Gene Ontology annotation, molecular function: phosphatidylinositol binding. The transcript has 4 exons. Lineage: Eukaryota; Metazoa; Arthropoda; Malacostraca; Decapoda; Portunidae. The coding region runs from base 135 to 1205 and encodes 356 amino acids. The record is from RefSeq and is a predicted model, not a curated record.
GCUUAAUCAAAGAAAUAUUGUAGAAUUGGUUUUAGAUAAUUUUUGUAGUGUUUUAAUAUAAUCAUCUGAUUAGCUGUUGAAGUAAUAAUUUUUCUCAGUGUUCCUAAGACUGUAAUACUUUGCAGUGUGGCAUUAUGGAUACAGAUGAUGAUAUCAGUGCAUUGGAAGAAGAGGAGGAGGAGGUUGCACUUUUGUCUCAUUCCACUCUUUCCUGUGAACUAAAGCUCUCACCUCCAGAGCCGACUGUCUCCUCCCCUUGCAACUCAGAACUCUCUUGCCCUCACACUCAAAGCUUGAAUACUUCUCUAGAAGAAUUUGUUUCCUGCGAUAGUGAAGAUGAUGAUGCACCCUCACCAAACCCGCACUCGACGAGGCCUCGCUCGUACCCAGCCAGUCGGAAGGAGAACAAGACAGUCGUCAGGUACAUGAUACGCUCUGCUUGUACUCACCUGACCAAGGAAGAAAAAUUUGUGGUAUACACAGUUGAGGUGCAGAGGUUUGUAAAGUGCCCAGAUGGAGAGAACCGAAUGUUGUACAAACCAGUGCCCAAGUGCUGUGCGUCCUUCACGCGGAGAUACUCAGAAUUCCUUGCUGUUUACUCUGCUUUGAUGGAGUCACACCGCUCAUUGAUGGAGGAGUUUGAAGGCUUUCCUAAAAAAGUUCUUAUCGGCAACUUCAGCAAAGAGGUGAUCACUGAACGUUGCAAAGGCUUGGCACGUUUCAUGAACUUCGUCCAGGAAGAAGGUGUUCUAUGUAGAACAGCUGUGUUCUCAAAAUUCCUAUACCACCCUGAGAUCAUAGCAAGCAAUAACCAUCUUCUUCACUCACAGUUUGAAGAGGCUGAGCCUAUCUUGGAAAACACGUAUGUUUUACUUAAUAACUUGCAGUGGGAUACAGGACUCAUGCUUCGUAUUCUGUGUCAGCUCAUUGUAUGUCUUUAUGCUCUUAGUAAUUAUGAGAGGUGUUAUUUAUUUGCUAAACAUGCUCUGAAAAAGUUCCAGUUGCCAAUCAAUAGAAAUGUCUGCAAAGAAUUUUACCUCCCAUUGCUGGUGUUCUGUGACAACUUGUGGAGGAUUCUUGGAAAGGAUAGAAAUGCAAUCAGGAAAAAAAUUGAUCUUUUAAACAAGCAAAAGGCACAAGAGGAUGUGGUGCCCAAUCUUCUAGACCUCCUGAGGGAUGAAAUUGCUAUACGAACACUUCAUUGAAGAGGAUUAUUAAUAGAAGUGUAUUUUGGCAGCCAUAACCAAAGCUUAGAUCUACUUGUUUUGCAUUGAGUACAUGUACCAAAUGCAAAUGUACUGAAUGGGGCUGCUAUGUGAGCAGCUUCUGCUGCAGACAUCUUCCAAAAAGCUUACAUGGCAUAAGUGCCACCAGAUCCAGACUGGUUACUAUAUUAGAAAAAAAAAGUUGAUUAUUGUUCAUGUGAAUUGUUCCAAACUAAAGCUUACUACUUCCACUAAAUACAGGUGUAGAGAUAUAAUUUUGUAAUAAAACAAGAGAUCAUUGGAAUUCACAACUAGAGAAAGUGAUC